CACCCUUUGUGGCAAUAACUUGAACUACAAUCUUUUUGAGUUGGUGGGGGAGGACUACACUUUUGCAAGCGGAGUCCUCAAUAUCUUGAAGCUGUGCAGUAGGAUGGAGGGGACGCCCCAUAUCCAAAUUCCCAGAGUGGGACUUGGCAGCCAGGGACUGGAGGUUUCUAGAUUGGGCUUUGGAUGCGGGGGACUCUCUGGAAUAUUGAAUGCUCCUCUGUCGCAUGAAGCUGGAUGCUCCGUUCUGAAGGAAGCUUUUUAUAAGGGUAUAACCUUCUUUGAUACAGCAAAUGCUUAUGGACGGAAUCAUGAUAACGAAAUCAUGAUUGGCAAGGCAUUGAAACAACUUCCUCGAGAAAGAAUUCAACUAGCUACAAAAUUCGGAUUUUCAAUUUCAGAGGAAGGUCAAAUGAGUGUCAAGUGUACCCCUGAAUAUGCACGGGAAUGCUGUGAAGCUAGUCUCAAGUAUCUUGAUGUGGACUAUAUCGAUCUCUACUAUCAGCAUCGUGUGGACACCUCAGUGCCAAUAGAGAAUACUAUGGAGGAGCUCAAGAAGCUGGUGGAGGAAGGAAAGAUAAAAUACAUUGGGUUAUCAGAAGCCAGUGCAGACACAAUUAGAAGAGCUCAUGCAGUUCAUCCCAUCACUGCGCUACAGAUGGAGUAUUCGUUGUGGACUCGUGACAUCGAAGACGAGAUAAUUCCACUUUGCAGAGAACUUGGUAUUGGGAUAGUGGCAUAUAGCCCUCUUGGUCACGGGUUCUUCGGUGGAAAAGGAGUCAUCGAAAGCUUUCCUAAUGACAGUUUCCUGGCUGUGCAUCCAAGAUUCAUGGGGGAGAACUUAGAGAAGAACAAACUUCUAUAUGCCCGACUUUCCGGCCUGGCUGCAAAGCAUGCCUGCACUCCGCCUCAGCUAGCUCUGGCUUGGCUUCUCCAUCAGGGAGAUGAUAUAAUCCCAAUCCCUGGGACGACUAAGGUUAAGAAUCUCAAUAGCAACAUUGGUUCCUUAGCAUUGAAGCUUACGCAAGAGGAUUUGAAAGAAAUUUCUGAAGCUGUGCCUGCCAAUGAAGUUGGUGGAGAAAGAGAUCCUGCCAUGUUAGCUAAAUUUGAAUGGAAGAAUGCAAAUACCCCACCAAAGUAAUUAAUCGCAAACCUCUGAAAUGGAACCUUUCUUCUCGAUCUGCAUUUUGUAUUACCUGUGUUGUUUGUAAUUUGGUAGAAACUUUGUAAUAAUCUUAAGCUACAAUUAAGCUUUGGUCGGACCUUGGCCUUUCUUUCUUAAUUUUGUGAGUGAGACUGUUAUUAGAUGGCUUAUGGUUCACGCAUGUGCCAAGAUAGAUAUUUAAUAAAGAAUUGCGAGAACGACUUCAAGCUA
Juglans regia (Persian walnut) is the source of this 1372-nucleotide messenger RNA. RefSeq names its product perakine reductase-like. Gene Ontology annotation, cellular component: cytoplasm. The transcript is spliced from 8 exons. NCBI's taxonomy places the organism in Eukaryota, Viridiplantae, Streptophyta, Magnoliopsida, Fagales, Juglandaceae. The coding region runs from base 104 to 1138 and encodes 344 amino acids. The record is from RefSeq and is a predicted model, not a curated record.